UGUAUGACAACGGGGAUCCACUCGAUGGCUCGCUUUGACGUGAGUUUUGAGGGAACAGUUGGAAAUUGUUUAUUCCUUUUUCCAAUUGGAUUUUUGACAAUGCGACGCUCUGUACAGGAUUUCUGGAAUCGGUGGUCCAGAGACUACGUCAGCCAGCUCCAUCAACGCUCAAAGUGGAAAAGGGCAACCACGAACAUUCAGGUGGGAGCCUUAGCCUUGCUGAAGCAGAGUAAUCUUCCUCCAUUCUUGUGGAAUCUUGGCAGAAUCGUGGAAACGUACGCCGACCAAGACAGACUAGUUAGAGUGGUUCUAGUGCGGACGAGCCAUGGACACUACAAACGAGCUGUGACGGAAAUCAGUGUACUACCAAUAGAUGCCACGGAUGCUGCUAAUACUGAAGAUCAACAACCAACAGAUGAGCAACUACCAAAACAGUAAUGUUGAAACGGACCGUUUCAACGGGGCCGUGUGUGUUUCAGAAGAGAAUUUUUUGUACAAUUAUAUCAGUGUACGAUGUACGAUGAGUUAGGCACUAGAA
Toxorhynchites rutilus septentrionalis is the source of this 538-nucleotide messenger RNA. RefSeq lists its product as uncharacterized. NCBI's taxonomy places the organism in Eukaryota, Metazoa, Arthropoda, Insecta, Diptera, Culicidae. Bases 4 to 438 code for a protein of 144 amino acids. The transcript has 2 exons. The record is from RefSeq and is a predicted model, not a curated record.